Yamadazyma jaroonii is the source of this 1272-nucleotide messenger RNA. Lineage: Eukaryota; Fungi; Ascomycota; Pichiomycetes; Serinales; Debaryomycetaceae. The record is from the annotation of a GenBank genome assembly.
AUGAGGUAUUUGACCUCAGAUGACUUCAGAGUCCUUCAAGCUGUAGAGUUAGGAUCCAGAAACCAUGAGUUAGUUCCUACGCAAAUGAUCCAUUCCAUCGGAGGAUUGAAAAGUCCAACUGCCACCAAUAGAGCUAUAGGAGAUUUAGCCAAGUUAAAGUUAUUAGCUAGAUUAAGAAAUGCCAAAUAUGAUGGGUUCAGAAUUACUUACACUGGGUAUGAUUAUCUUGCAUUGAAGUCCAUGUUAAACAGAGAUACCCUUUAUUCGUUGGGUACCACUAUCGGUGUAGGAAAGGAAUCAGAUAUUUACUCCGUUAGUGAUGGGAAGGGCCAACAAAGAGUGUUAAAAAUCCACAGAUUGGGUAGAACAUCCUUCAAAACCGUCAAGAAUAAUAGAGAUUACUUAAAAAACAAACAAACGUCUAACUGGAUGUAUUUAUCUCGUUUAGCAGCCCAAAAAGAGUACGAAUUUAUGAGAGUUUUAUACGAUAAUGGGUUUAUUAUCCCUGAACCCUUUGAUAAUUCCAGACACUGUGUGUUAAUGGAAUGGAUAGACGGUGUGACUAUGAAACACUUGAGAAAUCAUGCCAACUUCAAGAAAUUGUAUUCAGAUUUGAUGAAUUUCAUAGUUAAGUUAGCUAAUCACGGAUUGAUCCAUUGUGAUUUCAAUGAGUUCAAUAUCAUCAUAAGGAAUAAUGAAGAUAAGAAAUAUGAAUAUGAUUUUGUGGUGAUUGAUUUUCCCCAAUGUGUAUCGACUCAACAUGUUGAUGCUGAAAUGUACUUCAAGAGAGAUGUCGACGGAAUCAGGGAUUUCUUUGAGAAGAAGUUCAGAUAUGUUCCUGAAGAUGAUGACGUGAUGUUAGAUACUGAAGGUUUUGGUGAAGGUUACAGAUACGCAUAUCCAGAUUUUUAUAGGGAUGUGAAGAGAGAGAAAGAUCUCGAUGUUGAAGUACAGGCCUCAGGAUAUAAGAAAGAUAAGAGGAAGGAAAGUCGUGAUUUGGAGGCUGCUGUUAGAGCCAUGAGAGAUCAUGAAGGUGGUGAAGAAGUUGAAGACGAACAGGCAGAAGAAGAAGAAGAAGAGGAAGAAGAUGAAUCAGAAGAAAUAGAGGAAGAUUAUUCAGAAGAUGAAUAUUCAGAAGAAUCAGAAGAAGAACCAGAACUCGAUCUCAAUUCGGAAUCUAACGCCGAAGAAAAUGAAAAAAUCAUCCAGGCAUUAUCUUCUGGUACUCAAAACCUUAAGAUAGACAAAUUAGGAAAUUACAUACUUGAAUAA